Messenger RNA from Phialemonium atrogriseum, 1026 nucleotides. Its product is annotated as putative mitochondrial carrier protein. Gene Ontology annotation, molecular function: O-acyl-L-carnitine transmembrane transporter activity. The record is from RefSeq and is a predicted model, not a curated record. The transcript is spliced from 5 exons. The coding region runs from base 1 to 1026 and encodes 341 amino acids. Lineage: Eukaryota; Fungi; Ascomycota; Sordariomycetes; Cephalothecales; Cephalothecaceae. Gene Ontology annotation, cellular component: mitochondrial envelope. Gene Ontology annotation, biological process: carnitine transmembrane transport; mitochondrial transport.
AUGCCUUCGCACGGCAGCAGCGACAACAAGAAGAGAGACUCUCCGUCAGGGCCACAAAAUGAGAAGCCUCCGCCACAGCGCCUCGUCAAGCGGUACCGCGUCGAGGUCGCGGCGUCCAUGUCCAGCGUCCUCUCCACCGCCACCGCCUUCCCGCUUGAUAGUGUGAAGACGCGCAUGCAGACCUACCAAUACUCGGGCUUCCGGGACUGCGUGCGGCACACAUAUAAGACGGAGAAGCUUAGGGGCUUCUUCAGAGGUGUGACCGCUCCAAUGGCUAGUGUGACCCUCGUCCGGACGGUUUCCUUCUCAAUCUACCAACGAUCGAAACACGUUUACAACGACUGGCUCAAGAGGAACUGGGGAGUAGACGUCCUCGGACACGUGAGCACAAAGGGAUCAUAUCCAAACCUCUGGUCCAUUGCCACUUUCGGCGCUGCGGGCGCGACCGCCGGCUCCUGCAUAACACUAAUAGCCUGCCCGUUCGAGUUGACAAAACUGAGCGCACAGGUAUCCGUCUUGCUGGCUGAUAAGAAGAACUGCCCGGAACCCAAGAGCUAUGCAGUAGCCGCCAGCUACCAGAACAAGGGGACUCUGAAGACCCUGGGGAACCUUGUUAAACACCGUGGGUUUACAGGCCUUUACACGGGGUUCAACCUGCACUUAUUGCGCGACACCCUCGGGACGGGUCUAUACUUCAUGACUUAUGAGAGCAGUAAACAAUUGCUGACCACCUUCGGUGGCGACGGUUCACAUUCUAAUCCACUGGCCGUCCUCGUUGCUGGGGGUUUGUGCGGUAUCGUCUCCUGGGCUAUGAUCUACCCGAUAGACUCGGCCAAGAGUGUCUAUCAGCGAAACUCACUCAUGUACACCAAGGGUCAGAAGGUUCAGCCAGUGAAAAUUCAGUUCUUCCAUCGUCACAUGUACCGAGGGCUUGGUGUAUCCAUGGGGAGGUCGUGUGUGGUGAACGCCAUCUUCUUCUCCUCCUUCGAGUUCAUCAAGAAGCGAAUUAAGGCUAUGGAUGAUUAG